Messenger RNA from Tetrahymena thermophila SB210, 1260 nucleotides. Its product is annotated as transmembrane protein, putative. The record is from RefSeq and is a predicted model, not a curated record. The transcript has 4 exons. NCBI's taxonomy places the organism in Eukaryota, Ciliophora, Oligohymenophorea, Hymenostomatida, Tetrahymenidae.
AUGGGAUUAAGAGAAUCGCUUUAAAUAAUAUUUAAAUUCUGUAGUUGGUUUUACUUUAAAACAUUUUUUUAUGGUUCUUUUUAAAGUUCUAAAGUAGGAAUUUUGGCACUAUUAAUAAAAGAUUUUGGUCUUAAAAAUGACAUAAACUAAGAUUUAUUAUCAUUUACAAUACUCAUGACAGUAUCUAUUAGCUUAUUAAUCAAUGAAUUUUUAUUGAUUAAAUUCAUUUAAAAAAGGAUUAUAGAAAUUAUUUUAGAGAUUGCAAGCUUUAUUUUUAUACUACUGAUAUCUUUAAAUUUAAUAGUAUAUUUAUAAAUUAUAAUAGCGUGCUUUAUUAUGACUACAAAUUUUUGCUCUCUUGUAAACUUAUUGUAUAAUAUCUACCCUACAAUCUUCAGAUAUAAUAUAGUUAUGGUAAUAAUUAUGACUGUUAUUUUUUCUGCGAUGAAUUUAUAUAUGAGUUCUUAUAGCAUUAAUACGGGAAGUUACAUAGGUUAUGAAAAAACUGUUGUGUAUCUUUUAGCUGGUUUUUAUGCCUUUUCUUAGUUUGUAAAUUUUUUUCUGUAAAAAAAUAUCAAGAUGGAUGAAGAUAUUCAUAAUAGAAAUGAAUAAAAUGAUUUUUUGUAUACAUAAGAAACUUUUGAUGAAAAGGAAAUGUAAUAAAUUAAUAAAUGCAAAAAAUUCUCUAUGAUCUUUUUAAUCUUUAUAGUAGGGUUUAAUGUUAAUUAUUAUUCAAUAGCUAAUUUGACUUAGAAUUUUAGUAUGUUUACUGAAAUAAUAUAUUUAUUUUGUUUUCAAAUAUUGUUUUCAUAUGUAUAGGUGAUUCUGGUUAUAAUAUUUCCUAUUUUAGAUCUCACUAAUAUAUUUAUAUUUCUUAAUAUAAUGGUUGUAGCUUAGCUUUAAUUAGUGAUUAACAAUAUGUACUUAAGAUCUAUGUUUCUAACAAUUAUUUUUGGUUAGCCAAUUCUAUUUCAAAUGUUUUUUAGAUAAUAUACAGGAUUUAUUUAACCUAAUAAAUGGAUUAAAAUAAUUUUAGCAGUCUCUUUUAUAUUUUACUCAAUUAAUGAUCUAGUAGUUAAAUAUUUAGUUGUAGGAGUUAAUUAUUAUUCACUGGAAAUGAAAGAAAUUAAUUUUUCAUUUUAAGCUUAUCAAAUUUCAUUAAACUGCUUAUCUUUAGCCUUGAUAUUCACAUUUGAGAUUUAUUUAAAAAAAUAAUUGCCUUAAAGCUAUUAAAGAAGUAUACUAAAUCUAUAAUUAUGA